UAAACAUGAUUGACAAAGUUGCAGUAGUUACUGGUGCCAAUAAGGGAAUAGGUUAUGGCAUAGUAAACCAGUUAUGUAAACGUGGUGUUAAAGUUGUGUAUCUCACGGCACGUGAUGAAACAAAAGGCAGAGGAUCUGUAAAAGCCCUAGAAGCUGAAGGAUACCAUCCCAUAUUUCACCAACUUGAUGUAACCGACGGAGAAACUGUUAAGAAUUUCGCAGAUUUUGUAAAAAAUCGUCAUGCUGGUAUUGAUAUUCUUAUUAACAACGCAGGAAUUCGUACACACGAGUGCAACAAAAAAAAAUUGAUAGAGAUAUAUCUAUUAAUUCCUUGCACCCAGGCUUCGUAAAAACAUUAAUGACAAAAAAAGUAGGUUAUUUAACUAUUGAAGAAGCGAGUGAUGCUCCUAUCUAUUUAACUUUAGAUGCUGAUCAGUCGA
Pieris rapae (cabbage white) is the source of this 440-nucleotide messenger RNA. Its product is annotated as carbonyl reductase [NADPH] 1-like. The record is from RefSeq and is a predicted model, not a curated record. Gene Ontology annotation, molecular function: oxidoreductase activity. The transcript is spliced from 2 exons. NCBI's taxonomy places the organism in Eukaryota, Metazoa, Arthropoda, Insecta, Lepidoptera, Pieridae. Bases 6 to 350 code for a protein of 114 amino acids.